AGUAUUUAAUUUUUAGUAAAACAUUUUUAUAUUGUAAAGGCUGACGAUUUUUGUAAAAAAUAUAUAAGGAUGUUAAUAAUAUGUAGAACUAAUAUGAGUUUUUUAUUGGAUAUUUAUUAAGUAAUUUUGAGUGUAGCUUUGAGUAGCGUGCAUUGUUGUAAAGAAACAACAGUUGUGCGGCACAAUGGGAAUUCUGUAGGGUGAGGGAUGGCGUGGCAGGGGAGCGACGCGGAGACCGGUGCCGCCCUUCGACGCAGUCUGGGCGUACGUUGGCGUACGAGACCAUGACGGAUUUCGAUCGAAAGAGAUACUAAAUAUCAUAGACGCCUUUAUCAGAGCGAGACACGUGCAAGGGGCGGGGCGCGGCAAUCGCUCAGCGAGCCGACCGGCAGCGCCCACAAAAGCGCUCAUUCGUCUCUCGUUUAGCGUCCGCUAUGUAAACGGGUCUUGUUGUGAAUCUAAACAAAAUCAGUCAGUCGUCGUUUUGCUGCCGUAAGAGCAACGCGUUGAGGGUCCCGCGCUCCUGUUCUUAGUAUGUUGUGCCAGUGAACGUGAUACGACACGAUGCACGCGCUCUUCGGUGAACAGAGCCCCUACGCGUACCGUAGUGGAGCCACUGGCGGGUACUCGGCUGGAGUCACUCCAUACGCGUACGAACAGUACCGAUACGGAUAUGGAGCACCCUAUCUUCAUCCCCAUCAACAACAUGUCGGCGCGCCCAAAGAUAUGGUCAAACCUCCUUAUUCGUAUAUAGCGCUCAUCGCUAUGGCCAUUCAAAACGCACCCGACCGUAGGAUCACUCUUAAUGGAAUUUAUCAAUUUAUCAUGGAGCGUUUUCCCUAUUAUAGAGAAAAUAAGCAAGGUUGGCAAAACUCUAUUAGACACAAUUUGAGUCUUAAUGAGUGCUUCGUGAAAGUGGCGCGCGACGAUAAAAAACCUGGUAAAGGCAGUUACUGGACUCUUGAUCCAGAUUCAUAUAACAUGUUCGAUAAUGGAUCAUAUUUAAGAAGAAGACGUCGAUUCAAGAAGAAAGAUGCUUUGAAAGAAAAAGAGGAAGCAUUAAAAAGACAACAACAAUUACAACAAGCGCAGGAGGCUUUGGCAGCUCAGGAAGCACUGAGUGCAGCAGACGCUUUAGGCCAAUCGCGAGAUGUUAAGCCCGAUGUGAAACCGAGAAUUUUUGAAUGUCGACCGAAAAGAGAACCAGGCGCCGAGUGUGCUCGUUACGAAAAACCUACCGAGCCUCUAGAUGAAUUUAGCGAACCUCGGUUACCACCUUCCGCCGUUUAUUGUUCACCGCAACCGUAUGCAUUGGCUGCGGAAGAGUUCAGAGCUGCAACAUCAGGCUGGUACACGGCGCCCGAACCGGCCACAGAGCAAUUGCCACCCGCGUUUCGUGAUUUGUUUGAGCCUCCGAGCUGCCAGUUAGCGGGCUUUCGAGGCGGCUCACCUGGCCCUGACACCUACCGAGCCUCUCCACCGCCCCACCAUCACUACCGCACGCCGGCCCCUUCCUACUACCAUCACCAAGCUUGCGUGGCAGCCGCACCGGCGCCAGCCCACAAGUCCUACUGAGGUACUGCUCUCAGGUAAUAAAUUAUCUCCUCUUAUUAUGCUAGCGCUCUGCGAUUUAAAACAUUAAAGUGGUGUAGCGUUCGCGAAAUAGGCUGUGCGAAUUGCGUCCGUGCGUCACCCUUGCGGCCGCAGGGUGGUCACCGUAAUGCUGUUCCGGGGUAGAUCGUGACGUGGUUGUGGUUGCAGGAGGCCGGCAUCAUACGGCGCCGAACGGAUUUAGUCACCCGCGUCAGUCCCAAAGCGGAUAAAUAUAGCGCAGUAGCCGGCGAUGCCACGAAGGCAAGUGGCGGCGCGUCGAUAACCACU
This is a messenger RNA of Diatraea saccharalis (sugarcane borer), 1881 nucleotides long. Lineage: Eukaryota; Metazoa; Arthropoda; Insecta; Lepidoptera; Crambidae. The record is from the annotation of a GenBank genome assembly.